This is a messenger RNA of Pelagomonas calceolata, 1311 nucleotides long. The record is from the annotation of a GenBank genome assembly. Lineage: Eukaryota; Pelagophyceae; Pelagomonadales; Pelagomonadaceae.
CCGUUUUUCCUCGUGCGCGGCGCGCGCGGCGCGCGAGUCGGCCAGUCAAGACAGCGCCCACAAGAACGUAUCUCAGCGUACAGGUACUUCUUACACUGCUUAUAGCUUGAGGAGCAUCAAUCGAGCAUUUCUACGGACGUUCGUCGUGAUUUCUAGCAGCCGAGUCAAAUCACUGCUGUGCACAAUGGAUGAGCCGCCGGCGCAAGUUCCUCGCCACACCACGAGCUUAACGCGCCUCUGGCGCCGCCAUGAUCUGGCGGACUCGGUGACUAAGUUUCUGCCGACGCAAGCGCUCGCGAUGCUGCCGAACCUGUCGCGCUCGUUCGAGCAGGACAAGUUCCGCAUGCUGCUCGUGGCCAUGCGCGGUUCGGGAGCAGCGGCCGCGUGCACGGGCGCGCUGCUGUCGACGCUGCAGACCAGUGGGCGCGACGCGGGACACCACCGCACAGUUUGGAGGGGGAGCCGAGGUGCUCCCGGGUGGUUCUUGGGGCACAAAGACCAUGCGGACAAGGUGAAUAUGCAGCACAUAUCCAUUGUGUGUGAUGACACUGAAAAUGAACAUUAUCUAAGAAUGGAGAGAACGGGGCAAUACGACAGGACUAAGGGAAUCGACUUUCACAACAAGCGUAUGGGUCGCUCCUGCCCCAGCGGACAGCGCCGGUGCGUUCGUCGAAUCCGCUUUGUGUUUGCGUACGAAGGGGCUACCGACACCUGGGACGACGGCCUGGGUAUGUCAUUCGGCCUGCGAGGACCUCCGUCCGACGUGGGGCGCCGCACUAUAUUCAAAUUUUAUAGUCGCUUCUCUACGAAUGGUCUCCGCAUCAUGUGCGCUGGCGGCGGCGAGGCCGCCACUCUCCUGACCGUGCCCAAACAUCAUUGUGAACCCGGUCGGGAGACAGAUGGUCUGAAGACGGUCACAGUAGAAGCGACGUUCGACUGGAACGAGCAGAGAGCCCAUGUGCGUGCGGCGACGUGGGACGACCCCAAAAACAUGGGCGCGUGGAAGAUUCUUCCGUUCCAGCGGCUUCCGCUCUAUAGCUUGAAAGUGCUGUUUCUCGGGCCGGGCACGCACUUCGUCGGGGACGUUGACGUGUGGUACUACGACAUGCCCGCGCCGCCAGCGCGGUGUCGCCUGCCGUUCGCGCCCUGCCGCGACGAUGAGCUUCGUUUCGGAGUCGGUGCUUGCCUGGACGGCGAGGGACUGCCGGCAUGCCCGUACGGCGCCGGUCCGUUCCUCCUGGGCGGCGCGCCGCUGGGUGUGCCCCCGCCGGAUGAAUCGGACGCCGACUACUAGCAGUGUUAAAACAUGAA